AUGAGGACGGUCCUCCUCAGUCGGUUUUGUUUUCGACGCGGGAUUCCGCGCAUCCCGCGAAAUCGCUUCACAUCAUGGCAACCUCCCAAACAAACCCCGCGGCGGGGCCGGGUCACUGGCGGACUGGUGAUGUCCGCUUUGGCGCCCGGCGCAUUCCUCAAGUUGGCGGAGGUAGAUGACCCUGAAAAGACGGGGGAGAUGCAGAUGCUUGAGGCUUCUCGCGAUGAGAUCCGAAAGGCUGUUUCUCCAGAUGCCCGGGGCUUAGAGCGGGUAUGGCAAUCCCUCUCCGUUACAUUCUACUACUAUGUCUACGACCCAAUCGCUACUGGGCUACGAUUCUUGCACCUCUUUGUAAUCUUUAUGCCGGUCGUGAUAACGGUACCUGCUAUUUGGCUCGGUCGGGCUGUUGGAAGUAAAAAUGGGGCUCAAACGGGUACACUUUGGUGGUAUAGGUUCUUGGUGAAGGCGAUGGAGCGCGCUGGACCUGCUUUUAUCAAGCUUGGUCAAUGGGCCGCUUCACGAACCGAUAUCUUCCCACCGGAAAUGUGUGCCGUCAUGUCCUCGCUCCAUUCCAAUGCUCCCGCUCAUUCACUUCGUGAUACGAAGCGGACAAUUCGAAAAGCAUUUAAUGGUCUUCCAUUUGAAGAGAUCUUCGAAGAGUUCGACGAAAAGCCUUUGGGCGUCGGUGCCAUCGCACAGGUUUAUAAAGCGAAGCUUAAACCAAGCCUGGCCAAUACAAGUCAGGAACUAGGCCAAGAACCCAUCACCUUGGGAGAAAAGAUGCGCAAGAACGUCGAUGUGCUAGUCAAGAACUCACCACAGCGCGUACCAUCGUCAUAUGUCGCGAUCAAAGUACUACAUCCCCGAGUCGAGAAGAUGAUCCAUCGUGACUUGCGCAUCAUGUCAUUCUUCGCUUCUUUACUCAAUGCCAUCCCAACAAUGCACUGGCUUUCCUUCCCGGACGAGGUUCAGCAAUUCGGAGAGAUGAUGAAACUUCAACUGGACAUGCGCAUCGAAGGCACCAAUCUCGUCAGGUUUCGGGAGAAAUUUAAGUCCCGAAGCACCGCUUGGUUCCCCUACCCGUACCUGGAGUACACAACGCGCGAAGUUUUGGUUGAGGAAUUCGCCCAGGGUAUCCCGCUCGCCACCUUUCUGGACAUUGGAGGAGGUGUCUACCAACACGAGAUUGCGAAUGAAGGCCUCGAUGCCUUUUUACACAUGCUUCUAAUCGACAACUUUGUUCACGCGGAUCUACACCCAGGAAACAUCAUGGUUCGGUUUUACAAGCCCAGCGAGCUCGAUCUAUCCCUUCGCAAGCAUUCACGCGCCACCGAUGCUCCGACACGAGCCGAAGUAGACGUGACUGAGUCUGUGCUUGCGCGACUACGCCCUCAUAUUGGCAAUCAGCAACAAUGGGAUUCCGCCCUGGCUCAGCUUAAUAAUGAAGGAUACCGCCCGCAACUUAUUUUCAUUGAUACAGGCCUGGUUACCGAGCUGAACGACACCAAUCGGCGGAACUUCCUGGAUCUUUUCCGAGCCAUUGCCGAGUUUGAUGGAUAUAGAGCUGGACAACUUAUGGUUGAGCGGUGUCGUACACCUGAACAGGUCCUUGAGCCCGAGAUUUUCGCUUUAAAAAUGCAACAUCUUGUGUUAAGCAUUAAGACGCGCACAUUUGCCCUUGGAAAUAUCAAGAUCGGCGAUGUCCUAAGUGAGGUCUUGACAAUGGUUCGCGGCCAUCACGUCCGGUUCGAAGGUGAUUUUGUGAAUGUCGUGAUAUCUUGCCUCCUACUUGAAGGCAUUGGAAGAAGUUUGAAUCCAGACCUAGACUUGUUUAAGAGUGCCCUUCCCAUCCUCCGACAGCUGGGCUCUGGCGCCACAUUGUUGCAAACGGUUCGUUCAGGCGAUACCUCGAUGCUCCGUGUUUGGGUUGGUUUAGAGGCUCGUGGAUUGCUGCAGGCCAGCAUUGAAAGUGUCGAGCAGUGCGUUAAGUACGAUCAGUUGUCGCCCAACAUCUGA
Messenger RNA from Penicillium longicatenatum, 2016 nucleotides. Its product is annotated as ABC1 kinase family protein. Gene Ontology annotation, biological process: protein phosphorylation. Lineage: Eukaryota; Fungi; Ascomycota; Eurotiomycetes; Eurotiales; Aspergillaceae. Gene Ontology annotation, cellular component: mitochondrion. Bases 1 to 2016 code for a protein of 671 amino acids. Gene Ontology annotation, molecular function: protein kinase activity; ATP binding. The transcript is spliced from 3 exons. The record is from RefSeq and is a predicted model, not a curated record.